Messenger RNA from Protopterus annectens (West African lungfish), 1015 nucleotides. It is a transcript of the gene HMGN1, whose product is annotated as high mobility group nucleosome binding domain 1. Gene Ontology annotation, molecular function: nucleosomal DNA binding. The record is from RefSeq and is a predicted model, not a curated record. NCBI's taxonomy places the organism in Eukaryota, Metazoa, Chordata, Ceratodontiformes, Protopteridae. Gene Ontology annotation, biological process: chromatin organization. Gene Ontology annotation, cellular component: nucleus; chromatin. The transcript is spliced from 6 exons. The coding region runs from base 142 to 417 and encodes 91 amino acids.
UAUUAACGCUUGGGAACCUAGAUUAUCAAGGUAGUUUAGCAAAUCUUCCAUUGUAGGACGUUGCUGUAGUAUUUGCUGUUAAUAUUUUAAAUAUUUAGCAUAUUGAUUAGUUGCUGCUCGUUAAUUUCUACUAUAAUCAUCAUGCCUAAGAGAAAGGGUACCGCAGCUGAUGGUGACGUGAAAGAAGAGCCUAAGAGAAGGUCGGAACGAUUGUCAGCUAAACCAGUACCACCAAAACCUGAACCGAAACAAAAAAAGGCUGCUCCAAAGAAAGAGAAAACUGAAGAAAAGAAGGCACCAGCAAAGGGUAAAAAGGGAAAAGCAGCCGAAGACAGUACACCUGCAGAAAACGGAGAUGCAAAAAAUGAAGCUCCAUCUUCAGACUCUGCUGGGGAGAAAGAAGAAAAGUCAGAAUAACACUACUGCAUCUUGGUGUGAUUCUUGUACAAGAAAUUCAGAAAUAUUUUUUAUCUAUUUUGUAAAUGCAAGGUUUUUUAGUAGCUCAAAUUUAGGGAAUUUUACAAUGGAGAAACCAACAUUGUGUCUUGCAUCAACAUCAUUGCAAGUGUUGGACUGUUAAAAAAACAAAAUUCUAGGUCUGUUUUUAAUGUAAUAUUUUUGUUGAGCUGCCAGAUGGCAUGCUGUGGGGAGAAUCCGACAUUGAUUUACUUUCUAGACUAAGGGAUGUAAUGACAGGAUUCUUAAAAUCUGUUGCAUUUUUUUGUUUUGGAGUUGUUUCUUGUUUAGACUUCUCACGUUUUAUAUGUUAGUUGUCCAUUUUACAGACAUACAUUUUGAGUACUGUGAAGUUCAAACUAUAUCCGCUGUGUAGGGUGAUAUGUUCAUUAAGCAAGUAGACUUGUAUAUGUUUAGAGGCACUGUCACUUAAUGGCAGUAUUUGUACAUGUACUGAACUGUUAUGUCCAUUAAGGACAUGUCUAUACAAGCUGGAAAGUCUUUGGGAGAAUUGUACAAAAUUAUGUAUAGCAGAACCAAUAAACUUGUUUUAUAUUAA